Messenger RNA from Aspergillus sclerotioniger CBS 115572, 1656 nucleotides. It is a transcript of the gene slt11, whose product is annotated as Pre-mRNA-splicing factor ECM2. NCBI's taxonomy places the organism in Eukaryota, Fungi, Ascomycota, Eurotiomycetes, Eurotiales, Aspergillaceae. The record is from RefSeq and is a predicted model, not a curated record. Gene Ontology annotation, cellular component: Prp19 complex; U2-type catalytic step 2 spliceosome; U2-type catalytic step 1 spliceosome. Gene Ontology annotation, molecular function: U6 snRNA binding; pre-mRNA binding. The coding region runs from base 209 to 1366 and encodes 385 amino acids. The transcript is spliced from 2 exons.
UGUUUAUCUUGUGCGGAUACGACCAAACUGAGAGAGUCACGUGACCAAACAAGCUCAUGUCAUGACUAGCCACAGCCCAGCCACAGAAUGCGCCACCCUCUAUCGAUAAUCCAAGUUCUUGCUUCCGACAACGCACAGCUCGUCCGCACCACCUCCGCCGGGCUUCGCAUUUUGCUUAGAAGCACGGCUACGUUGAUUAAGCGACAAUAUGCCUCCUCCGCAGAUCAAGCAGGACCUGAACCGGUCCGGAUGGGAGACAACCGAUUUCCCCUCCGUCUGCGAGAACUGCCUCCCAGACAAUCCUUACGUUCAGAUGCUCAAGGAAGACCAUGGCGCAGAAUGCAAGAUCUGUACCCGUCCCUUCACCAUAUUCCGCUGGAAAGCCGACCGCACCGCGCGCCAAAAGCGAACCAGUAUCUGCCUGACCUGCGCGCGGUUGAAGAACUGUUGUCAGUGUUGCAUGCUCGAUUUGUCUUUCGGGCUUCCCAUUGUGGUUCGUGAUGCCGCUCUGAAGAUGGUCGCCCCCGGCCCCGAAAGCACUAUCAACCGCGAAUACUACGCCCAAGGUCACGAGAAGGAAAUCGAGGAGGGGCGCGGUGCGGUUGAAGAAUACGAGAAGACGGAUGAGAAAGCCCGGGAACUGCUCCGAAGACUCGCCAACAGCGAACCCUACUACAGAAAGCCCCGCCAGAUUGAGGCACCGUCCGGGGACGGAGAGGGUGAGCCUUCAGCAUCCAGCGACGCGCCAGUGGUACAUAGCCGAUACGGAAAUGGCCCAGGGCCCAUCCGAACAAGCGACAGCAGAAGGGGAACACCACUUCCUGGCAGAGGACGAGGAGGUAUGCGUGGUGGCCGUGGAGGCCGUCCAUUCCCCAGCGCCGCCCAGGUGCCCCCAUCGGCAGAAGAUAUCCUACCUCCCGCGGACCCGAACAUCACCUCGCUCUUUGUUACCGGUGUUGAAGAUGAUCUUCCGGAACAUACUCUGCGUACAUUCUUCUCACAGUUUGGACAAUUGCGGUCAUUGAUCUGCUCCCACCGCGCUCACUCCGCGUUCAUCAACUUUGCUUCUCGCGAGAGUGCUGAGGCAGCCGCGAAGCAUUGCCAGGGUAGGGCUGUCAUCGAGGGCUGCCCUCUGCGUGUUCGGUGGGGCAAGCCUAAGCCUUUGGAUAACAUGGAGCGCGAAGAGCGCAUGAAGAAUGCUCGGGAAGGUCGGCAGGCGGCAGGCCCGCGGCUCGCCGAUUCAGGAAAGAGAGCCAUCACAGCUGCUGGGGAUGAGCUUGGAAAAGACCAGAGACCACGGAACUAUACUGUCGCGCCGCCUCCGGGCGCUGGAGAGAUCCAGUACUCCAGCUUGUCUGGUGAUUAAACUGCAUUUCGACUCAUUUCACUUGUUUUCUACGGAUUCAGGAACAAGGAGGCUUCAAUGUAUGUUCGUGAGCGGGCGUUGUGUAUUUCUACAUUUUGAUUAAACCAUAAAAUACCCCCAAAGAGACGCCGGAAGGAGAGAGAAAAGUUUGGGUAUACUAUAAUACAAUCUGCAAAUGCAAUAGUCUGCAGCCAUCCUUACACCCACGCAUAUGCUUCUUAAGGAACACUAUGCCGAGCAUGGUUUAUCCACCUUGACCUUCUUUCCUGCAAUCUUGAUCGAGUCGUUGU